GGGGCACUCCUCUGUCUGUACUCACUUCCUUGGUGACCUCAUCCAGUCUCGUGGCUUUAAAUACCAUCCAUAAGCCAUCAACCUGAAAAUUUACAUUUCCAGACCAGAUUUAUCCCCUGAAUUCAUAGAUGCAGCUGUGGUCAUUCAGUUCCACAAGGAAUCUCUCAGGCAUUUCCAACUCAGUGUCCCCAGACCUUGACACUUUCCCCUAAACCUGCUUCCCCUCAUUUGCCAUCUCUGUCCAAGGAUGCCCCAACUUUUCAGUUGCUCAGUCCAGAAGUUUUGGUCAUCCUGAAUCCCUCUGUCUCUCACACACCCAUACCUACAUGGUCAACCAAUUUUGUUGGUUCUACUUCCAGAAUCUUUCCAUCCCUCCAGUGCCCACAACCCGGUCCAUCUGUCACCUCCCACCUAGACAAACAUAGCAGCCUCCCUGGUCUCUGACCCUACCCCCAAAGGCAGUCACAGGGACUCACCACUUCUACCCCUCCCACACACACAGGAAGCAGGUGGCCUUGUCACCAGCAGGGUGAUAUCCGCUAUUGCUUGCUUCUCUACUCCCCCACUGUUCCUCAGGACUUCUCUGGACCAAAGCCUUUUGCCAGACCCCUUCUAGCCCCUACCCACCAUGGCCCCUUCAAGUGACAUCCUGUUCCUGCUUUUGCUCCCAGUGGCUGCGGCUCUGACAACCCCAGGUGAGAAAUCAGCACUCCUUCCCUUUUGCCAUGGCCCUUCAGGUUCCUGUUCCGGAUGUGGGCCCCCCUCCCUGCCGAUGCUGGUAGGCCUCAUGGCCGCUGAUUUGGUGGUGUCGCUGCUGAUCGUUGCGGUGGUGUUUGUGUGUGCUUGCCCCCGCCGCAGGCCCACCCAAGAUGACAAAAUCUACAUGAACAUGCCUGGCAGGGGCUGACCCCCUUGUAAGCGACACCUUUGACUUCUGACCCUCUCAUCCUGCAUUGUGUGUGGUGGCACAGGAUACCCACUCCCGACUUGGGUUGGAAUAAAGCAACUGAAAUACCUCUA
Neofelis nebulosa (Clouded leopard) is the source of this 1020-nucleotide messenger RNA. RefSeq names its product hematopoietic cell signal transducer (gene HCST). Lineage: Eukaryota; Metazoa; Chordata; Mammalia; Carnivora; Felidae. Gene Ontology annotation, biological process: positive regulation of phosphatidylinositol 3-kinase/protein kinase B signal transduction; regulation of immune response. The coding region runs from base 629 to 907 and encodes 92 amino acids. Gene Ontology annotation, molecular function: signaling receptor binding; phosphatidylinositol 3-kinase binding. The record is from RefSeq and is a predicted model, not a curated record. Gene Ontology annotation, cellular component: membrane. The transcript is spliced from 4 exons.